AUGGACUCCGCCGACACAAUCCCCGAGCAGGUGUGGGAUGGGAUUGAUCAAGUCGCGAGCACACCGUGGCUCUUUUGGUUAGUACUGGGGUUUGUGGGCAUUGUUGGCACUUUAGUCUCGCUCUACAUCCUCCUGUACUUCUUCGCUCCCGUACCACGACCGCCCAAACAGUCAGAAAAGCAGUUCAUCACCGUAACGAGCAACGGCCAGAUAUCAUCUCCUCAGCCCCUGCCAUGUUGGUACGACAAUCACGUUGCACUCAAAGAGAUGGCUCGAAAGAAGUUGAUACCACAAGAGGAAUCAUUCCAGGUAACGGAUGCGGAGGUGUUCAUGACACUGGUCGUGCCGGCGUUCAACGAAGAGAAGCGACUGAAUGGGAUGCUGGAAGAGGCUGUGGAGUAUCUGGAAGAGCAGUACGGACACCAUGGUACUCCUAGUAAGAGCAGCAGCAAUGGGUCAUUACAAGCAAGUGGGAGGCAAGGCGAUCCACAUCGAGGCUGGGAGAUCAUUCUCGUGAGCGACGGGUCCACCGACAAGACUGUCAAUGUGGCAUUGAACUUUGCCAGGACACACCAGUUGAACAAGCCACCACCAACGUACAAGGGACCUUGGGGAGCAUCGACGCGGCCGACGAACAUUCAGCCAGGGACUAUAAGAGUUGUGCAGCUUGAGGAGAACAGAGGCAAAGGAGGUGCUGUGACACAUGGCAUGAGGCAUGCGAGAGGAACGUACGUUGUCUUCGCGGAUGCCGAUGGAGCCAGCAAGUUCAGCGAUUUGGGCAAGCUUGUAAUCGCUUGUGAGAAAGCGAAGGACAAGCACGGACGGGCGGUCGGGGUCGGGUCAAGAGCACACAUGGUCGGCACAGAAGCCGUUGUGAAGCGCUCCGCCCUCCGCAACCUCCUCAUGCGCGGCUUUCACCUGGGGAUCUGGCUUCUGACAACGCCACGAACAGCAAAGAUCAGAGAUACACAGGCGGGCUUCAAGCUCUUCAGCCGAAACUCCCUGAGCUAUAUCAUCCCAUAUAUGCACUCAGAGGGUUGGAUCUUCGAUGUCGAAAUGUUGAUGCUGGCGGAGAGUGCGUAUAUACCCAUGGUGGAAGUGCCGAUCGGCUGGAAGGAGGUAGCCGGCAGCAAGUUGAACGUGAUCAAGGAUAGUAUCGGCAUGGCGAUUGGACUGGCGCUGCUGAGGGUGGCGUGGGGGAUAGGUAUAUAUCGACGAGAUUGA
Molecule: messenger RNA, 1224 nt
Organism: Zasmidium cellare ATCC 36951
Lineage: Eukaryota; Fungi; Ascomycota; Dothideomycetes; Mycosphaerellales; Mycosphaerellaceae
Product: glycosyltransferase family 2 protein
Exons: 3
Coding region: 1-1224 (407 amino acids)
Cellular component (GO): endoplasmic reticulum membrane
Source: RefSeq, a predicted model, not a curated record